AUGUCGGGACUUCCAAAGACCUUCAAGGCGGCCGUUAUCGAGUCCAAGAGCGCGCCCCUCAAGAUUGUCGACCAGGAACUGAAACAACCAGGUCCCGGCCUCGUCCUCGUCAAAGUUCUAGCAUGCGGGGUAUGCCACUCCGAUGUAGGCAUGGCAGAAGGAGGUUUCGGAGACGUUUUCCCACGGAUCCCAGGCCAUGAGAUCAUUGGCGACGUGGUGGCAGUGGGCGAAGGCGUGAGCCGGUUCACAGGCGGAGAGCGUGUUGGAGGUGCUUGGCACGGAGGGCAUGACGGAACGUGUCGACAGUGCCAAAAGGGGUUCUUCCAAGCCUGUGAUAACGAGACCAUCAAUGGCGUGUUCCGGGAUGGUGGGUACGCCGAGUACGUGCUGCUCCGUGCCGAGUCGGCAGUCCGGGUGCCAAAGGACGUUGAUCCUGCGGAAGCAGCACCACUUCUUUGCGCCGGUGUUACCGUUUUCAACAGCAUUCGCAAGAUGCAAAUCGAGCAAGGCAAUCUCGUUGCCAUCCAGGGUCUCGGCGGCUUGGGUCAUCUUGGCGUGCAGUACGCCAGUCGCAUGGGUUACAAAGUCGUGGUCCUGAGUUCCGGGUCCACCAAGAAGGACUUUGCGAUGAAGUUGGGUGCGCAUGAGUACAUCGACUCGAGCGCAACAGACCCCGUCAAGGAGCUCAAGAAGCUUGGAGGUGCUGCUUUGAUCCUUGCGACAGCACCCAACCCCAAAAUCAUCUCGCCGCUUACGGGUGGUUUGCAGCCAGGCGGCAAGCUGUGCGUUUUGGCGCCUGUCGGAGGAUUGGAGGUCGACACGAUUGACCUUAUCGUUGGAGGCAAGUCGGUUUGUGGAUGGCCCAGUGGACAUCAGAUGGACUCGGAGGAGGCCAUUGACUUUGCAGCAACACACGGCAUUAAGUGCAUGGUUGAGAGAUUCUCACUGGACGACGCGAAGAAGGCUUCGGAACACAUGAUUUCUAAUAAGGUGCGCUUCCGGAGAAAUGAUGUUGAUGAUGUCGGUGGGAACGAUGAUGUGAAAAAUGAGAACGGAAGCAGCAGUGAGGGUGUGACUGAAAGCGAGAGGAAGUCUGGCUUAGGUAACACCCGUCGCGGUGCCGGUAUCUCCCAGGUUCCGCGUCCUCGGCUUCUGCGCGGUCAGGGCCCCUCCAUCCUUGCUCCCCGUCCCUUCCGCGUCAAGUCUAGCCUGGCGAUACCCUCGCGGGCCUUGAACCAUUCAUAUUACACCAUGGUGGGGAAAGGGGACUACAACGACGUAUUCUGGAUCACAGCCGUCUCGCUCCCGCUUCCCCCGUGGCCGAAUUCAGUGGCCCUGUCUAAAGCGAUUCUUCUUCAUCCUGGCAAUGCAAAGAGAUUUGACAGAUUUGCCGAGUUGAAGACCUUGUCCGAUCGUCAAGGGCGCAUACACCUUAACCUCGUUAUUCUUUUCCGGCUUCUGUUACGAUGUCAACAUCUGGCCCUCGAUCGCAUCCGCUUUUGGGACUUCAUACGCGAUCACUGGGGUGUGUCUAAUGCCAGCUCUCGAAUGGUCGAGGACCUCGCAGAAAUUUACUCGGAUCGUCGCCGCGUAUACCUGGAGACCCCCAAGAUCCACAAGAAGCGCCAUAACUUCCUCAGUAAUCUCAUCGACGCGUGGAAUUCCCGGGAUCCUGACCCGCCAGUCGGUGCCCAGCCGACAACCCAGGAACUUCAAGAAGAGUGGAAGUACGUUGAGGAGUCAUGGUCAGAGCUGAUGAAGCAUGACCGGAUGUCUAUCAUCGAUCCAGAUAAUCCUCCCAUGUAUGGGGCGUUCCCCAUCAAGAAGGGCACACCUUCGAGCUUUCAAAUAAGAGGCGGAAGCAUACGCAGCAUCGGCAAGGAUCUGGCUUCGCGCAUAUCAGUACCAUCGGGCCAGCGUCAACGUAGGGACUCUUCCACUAGUGCCCACUUCCAGACGAUAUCUUCUGGCAAGAGCCUCCCAAGCAUCUCAACGACAACACCGGAUAGGCAACGCAGAGCUUCUUUCGGCUACGAUAACAUCAGGCAGUCGUCUACUCAGGGUGCUUCAGAAAGCGCUAUCGAUGACCUCAUCCAAAGCCAAGGGCGGAAAAGGAAACCUAGCCCUGAUGCACCCGACUCCUUGAAAAGGCAAUGCCUCCCGGAAUCGCCGUCAUGCUCCCCGCGACUGAAGUGGCAGCUCACCCCUUGUCACGAGGAGCCCUCUAGCCAAGUAAUGAGCAGCCAAGACCAUCGACGAACACCCACUCACCAUGGGGCAGCAGGCUCGAUGCUUGAUGCAAGUCAGGAUUUGGCUGAAGAACAACACAAGACAUAUGACCCGCAUUUGGAUGACCUAGCCACCAUCGGACACCAGAAACAGUCGCAGUAUGACGAUGAGCUACUCCGACUGCUCGAGACCAGAGUUGGACAAAACGACGAGACCAUGCAGCUCUUGAAACAACAAGCAAGCCUCGUUAUGGAAUCUGAGGAGCUUUCAAGAGAUAUCCGAAAAGCACACGACCAGCUCAACCUGCUCACUGCUUCAAAGUGCCAAGAUGCCCUACAAAAGUUGGAUAUGCUCAGUAGCCAGAUAAACAGCCUUGUUGCGGAGAUUAUGACAUGUCGCAAAUCGAGCCAAAAGAUUCAACAACGGCAGCAAGACCAGCAUGGCCUUAUCGAAAGCUUCGAGGGCGAUUUGAAGACGUUGAGCCGAGAGAUGAAGGAAGUCAAACACGGUCUUCUUUCCAACACAGAGUCGUCUCAAGCUUCCGAGACAAGCAAAAAAACCGUCAGAAUAGGAUCAGAAGAUCGAAAAGGGGUAGAUACUCAGCAGAGCAUCCGGACCGAGACACGGCUAGCCGCAUUGGAAGAACAAAUGGGCGCGCGAGCUGACCCAACCCUGCCGCGUCCAGAGGGCUUUGAAGACCGCCUUGAGAGGAUAGAAAGAGCCAUCGCCGACCAAGUACCGAAUGCUGAUUACAUGCCUCGAAUUUUGAAGAUGGAGGAAGCUAUCGCUAUCAGCACAACCUUGAUCAAUAACUGCAGAACACUCGUUGAUGUUAGCAAAACCUCCUUAGAUCAGCACCUGGGCACUCUCAACAAUCGCAUCGCAAUGGUGGAGACACGCCUCACGAACCACGUUGCCGAACAGGCGGAAGCAAAGAAAGAACAGGCCAAGAGAAUGGAUCGGAUCGAGGCCGAGCUUCAACGCCAAAAGGAGACAACAUCGACACAGCAGCAGCCUCAUCCCGGCCGUCAGCCCGCAAUCGAAAGUAACGAUUUUCAGGCCCAGUUGAAUGCGCUCAAGAACUCAUUGGCUGUUCUGGCGCGAGGUCAGAGCAUGGGAAAUGCUGAUAGAACCUCGACAACACCAUUGACGCCAGUGACACCUUUAUCGCAGGUCAACCAGAGCUCUCUGAACCGCCUUCUGAGGCCAGUACAGAAUGGAGUGCCAGCUGGCCCGACGAGGCCCCAACACAAUGCCGUAUCCAUGAAGGACGAGACUUGA
Messenger RNA from Colletotrichum lupini, 3510 nucleotides. Its product is annotated as alcohol dehydrogenase GroES-like domain-containing protein. Gene Ontology annotation, molecular function: oxidoreductase activity; zinc ion binding. Bases 1 to 3510 code for a protein of 1169 amino acids. The transcript has 7 exons. Lineage: Eukaryota; Fungi; Ascomycota; Sordariomycetes; Glomerellales; Glomerellaceae. The record is from RefSeq and is a predicted model, not a curated record.